AUGAAGCUGCUGAUUUUUCUUGGUAUUCACCACCCUGCACGCCGUUCGGCAGCGGUCCCGUACUUCGGCCAGGGAGCAGCAGCCCACGCAACGCCGCAGUCGUUCGAACAGGAGCACCCGAUCAGCGACCCUAAUCAUAGUCGAUCCACACCACGAUCGUCGAUCACCGCCACGAUCGGUUUGCUGGACUUGAUGAGAUUGAGAUCGAUCUUCGAACUCCAGGCGAAGUACAACGACGUGGUUGUCGUUGACGUCGUUGAACUCGAAGUCCUGGAGGUGUCUAACUCGACGACGAACACGUGGUUGGAGGAUGAUUUUGGAUUGGAGUAUAUCCUGGGCCCGUCGGGCCUGGACACCCUCUUCCCCAAGAUAUGGGCCACCGUCCGGGUCCACUUUAAGAAACACAACCGAGAAGAAACAACCGUGGGCCUGUACGGGCUGACGCGGGCCCUGACGUUCGCGAUCGUGCUCGAGUGCCUGCUGGGGAUAAAGGCCCGGCCCGGGAUGCUGGGGACAUUCGAGCGCGUGCUGGAAGGGGUGUUUUCGGCAGCCGUGGGUUUUCCGUGGUCCAAGUUCGGGCGGGCCAGUGGGGCCCAGCGGGAAAUCGAGCGGGAGUUAUUGAGAGAGAUAAGGAAGAGGCGGGAGGAGAUUGAGAGGGGGGGAAGUAUUGAAAGGGUUUUGAUGUCGCGGUUGGUCGAAGGGCUUGUUCGGGGAGAGAUUAGCGAGGAGGAAGUUGUGGAUAAUGUGGUCUUGCUCGUGUUUGCGGCUCACGACACCAUGUCGUUUGCCAUUGCCAUGACGUUCAGGAUGAUGGCUCGCCAUCCCGACUGCUAUUCGAUCCUCGAGAAAGAGCAUAGAGAUAGAGUGAGCCGGAAAGGAGAGGAAGAGCCUCUCAUGUACGAGGACACCAAAACGAUGAGCUACACGUGGAAAGUUGCUCGGGAGAGCAUGAGGAUUUUCCCGCCGAUUUUCGGUUCGUUUAGGAAAGCGAUCCAGGAUAUUGAGUAUGAUGGGUACACAAUUCCUAAAGGGUGGAAGAUAUUGUGGAUGGCGUACGGGACGCAUUACGAUCCAGAGUGUUUUGAAGAUCCUAUGGCUUUCAAUCCGGAUAGAUUUGACGAGUCCAUUCAGCCGUACACAUUUGUACCGUUUGGGGGAGGGCCGAGACUUUGUGCAGGAUACCAACUGGCUAAGCUGAAUAUUCUCAUUUUUGUACACUACGUUGUUACGAGAUACGAUUGGUCGCUAGUGUUGCCCGAUGAGCCGAUUACGAUAGAUCCCCUCCCAUUCCCUUCUCAGGGAAUGCCAGUUACUAUUCGCCCGAAAGUGGAGACAAAACCGUGAUAUGUUCAUGUACUCAAUCAAGUU
Striga asiatica is the source of this 1368-nucleotide messenger RNA. Lineage: Eukaryota; Viridiplantae; Streptophyta; Magnoliopsida; Lamiales; Orobanchaceae. The record is from the annotation of a GenBank genome assembly.